Molecule: messenger RNA, 602 nt
Organism: Capsella rubella
Lineage: Eukaryota; Viridiplantae; Streptophyta; Magnoliopsida; Brassicales; Brassicaceae
Exons: 2
Coding region: 107-526 (139 amino acids)
Source: RefSeq, a predicted model, not a curated record
UCUAAGCUAAGCCACUAUAUAAGACCACCCUAAACAACUUCUCUUUUACCAAAAACUCGAAAGUCACAGUCACGUCUCACUAUAUAUAGAUCCAAACCGAAAUCAAAUGGCGAUGGAUUCUCGUGUUUUGGUUGGUCUGACAUUGAUCCUUGUAAUCUCGGGAACACUACUAGUUCCAGGGCAAGGAACUUGCCAAGGAGACAUCGAAGGUCUGAUGAAAGAAUGCGCGGUCUACGUGCAGCGUCCAGGCCCAAAGGUAAACCCGUCCGCGGCCUGCUGCAUGGUCGUUAAGAAAUCAGACAUCCCUUGCGCGUGUGGCCGUGUCACAGCUUCAGUGCAGAAAAUGAUAGACAUGGAUAAGGUUGUUCAUGUCACGGCCUUUUGUGGGAAGCCUCUAGCUCAUGGUACCAAGUGUGGAAGUAAGUUACGUUGUGCCAUGAGAUUUGGGACCAGAACUUGGGAGCUAUUAAUGGGUUCUGGAAUGAAUUGUUUUGGCUUGGAGCUGUACGUACUAUUUCCCCAUUAAAGUAUACUCUUGUUGUCUCACUAAAAUCUACUCUUGUUAUCUCUACUGAUGAAAUAAAUAUAUAUAUUCCAAGUUA